AAAUCCCGAGGCGUUUCCGAAGGGAUCCGAUCCAGAGAAAACUGAGGUAGAGCGCAGAGACGAGAGCCACUGUUUCCUUCGCAGAAGAACCCGUUUAAUUUCCUUCAUUUUUCGUUAACAUUCUUAAUUCAGCGAUGGCACCGGAAUACUGACAUUAAUGGCGAAUUCCCGAGCAAAGACUCGGUUCUGACUGCUAUGUGUGAUCCAUCUUUUUUGCGCCUUGCAUCACAGACCGUACCAGGUUUAUGCAUUUUAAAUAUAUAGGGCGCUUACAUGUACUGUGUACAUGUCUCCACAUAGAUAUAAUGACUACACUAUGUGAGAGGACAACGCUGAUGCUGGAUGUACCGAAGGAUGAUGCUUGAUAAAGCGGAUUUAUUCCCGUCGAAGAUAAGAUGUGAAUCGGUGUGGCGUGGGAGAAAAUGUCUUUGGCUCCAGCAAGAAAAUGAAGAUGGGAAGAAGCGUCUUGUCUUGUAGCCCAGUACCGAGAGCCAGUCGUUAUUUACACAUCUAAAUCUGCGUACAAUAUAAUGAUACUGACGCUUUGUCUCAGGAUUAAUCGAAACUACAAAACACUGCAGAAAUAGAGUAAUUGUGCUAUUAAACUCUGCUUGAUUUAGUCACCGUGUGAUGGGAAUAUACUGCUAAGGCUUGGCCUAGCUUUAUGGAAAACCCGAAGACAUGACAUGCACACGAAAAAAGAGGAAACGAUAUUUUUUGUUUUUUAAAACCUGUAUUUAUGUAGGCUAAUAUUCCAGCUUCUGGCAUAACAUUGUUUAACCCGUUCAGCAAAAGACUUUCCAGUGAAACAGGUCUUGUUUCUGUUUUUCAGACGUGACCAUUCCGUGUAUUAAUUAAUUAAUUAAUUAUAUAUAUUUUUUCCAUUCUAUGUUCAUAAAGGACGUCGAGGUUCAGCUUGGAUUACAAUUUGGAUUCAUGAGCGAUUUAUUGAACGCGUUGUGUCGGGUAGAAAAAACGCAAUUUGCACCUUUUUGUGCGUUUCAUUUUUUUAUUUAUUUUUAUUUUUUUAAUAUUUGCAACAAGCUCCCGUUAAGGCCUACUAUCGAGACAAGAUCCAUUGUCUGGAGGAAGACCAAUAAUUACAAGUGUGGAGGCCAAGAGAGGUGGCACGUUUAAAGGGACGUUCCAAAGUAAACUGUACAAAAUGGGGCAAUGCAUAUCAAGCUUCUCUCCUUCCAUUUGAGACAACAACGAAAGGCAACCACGAGGACGGACGACAGCUCAGCUGGAGGUGGCGGAGGUGGAGGAGGGAGUGGAGGAAGUGGGGGUAAAGGAGGAGUUGAAGGAGGAGCUGUGCAAUUUGAGCAGCAAAAGGGAUGGCCAACGGAAACGCAAGCAGUGAUGGGCCUGGGAACCCCUUGGCAGCUGUGGUGUCCACAACAGGUGGCAUGAUGGGUGGAGCACCUUCUUCAGCCGUGUCUACCUAUGUGAAACUCGUCCUUCUGGGGCUGAUCAUCUGCAUCAGCCUGGUGGGCAACUUAGUGGUAUCCCUGCUGGUGCUAAGGGACAGAGCCCUACACAAGGCACCCUACUACUUUCUUCUGGACCUCUGCCUUGCCGACACCAUCCGUUCGGCGGUCUGCUUUCCCUUCGUGCUGGUGUCCAUCAAGAAUGGCUCGGCCUGGACUUACAGCGUGCUCAGCUGCAAGGUGGUGGCCUUCAUGGCCGUCCUUUUUUGCUUCCAUGCUGCCUUCAUGCUGUUCUGCAUCAGCGUCACACGCUACAUGGCUAUCGCCCACCACCGGUUCUACUCCAAGCGAAUGACCUUCUGGACAUGUGUGGCGGUGGUAUGCAUGGUCUGGACGCUGUCGGUCGCCAUGGCGUUCCCGCCCGUCUUUGACGUCGGCACCUACAAGUUUAUCCGCGAGGAGGACCAGUGCAUCUUCGAACAUCGCUACUUCAAGGCCAACGACACAUUAGGCUUUAUGCUGAUGCUGGCUGUGCUAAUCUUGGCCACUCACGUGGUGUACAUGAAGCUUCUGCUGUUCGAAUACAAACACAGAAAGAUGAAGCCGGUCCAAAUGGUUCCAGCCAUCAGCCAAAACUGGACCUUUCACGGACCUGGAGCCACAGGCCAGGCUGCCGCAAACUGGAUAGCAGGGUUCGGCCGUGGCCCAAUGCCUCCCACUUUAUUGGGCAUCAGGCAGAACUUGCACAACCAGAACAGACGCCUGCUAGGCAUGGAGGAGUUUAAGGCAGAGAAACAGCUUGGCAGGAUGUUCUAUGUCAUCACCUUGUUUUUUCUAGUGCUUUGGUCCCCGUACAUUGUGGCCUGUUACUGGCGGGUUUUUGUUAAGGCGUGCACCAUCCCGCACCGGUAUCUGUCAACUACCGUGUGGAUGAGUUUCGCCCAGGCGGGUGUGAACCCUAUCAUCUGCUUUUUCCUCAACAAGGACCUGAAGAAGGGCCUGCUGGCCCACCUGCCUCCCUGUUGUAGAACUCCACCUCAACUGCCCCGUGAGCCUUAUUGUGUCAUGUGAAGAUGAGUGUUCAUUCAUAAUGUUUUUUUUUUUCUGUUCUUUCUCUUCUGGAUGGUUGGAAAGUGGACAGCCUGGGGGGAGGGAAUAAGAGGUCUGUAAUUAUGGAGACAUGGACAAACUUUAAGAGCUGUUGUGGCCUUUGAUUCAGUUUAAGAUGCUUUAAAAGGGUGGAUGUCACAGAAUAAGCAUCUACUUUCACCUUAAAGAUUUUAAGGGCAAAAUGGGCUCCACACUAAUGUGUGGUUUGGUAAAUCAACUCUUGAACAGGUUUGAAGAACCAUAUGUUUCGCUUUAGGGUGGUUCACAAAUUCACAAAUCAACCAAACUGAUGGUCUAUUUUAUGGUGAAUGUAUGAAGGCUAUAUCAAAUGGCUUCGUAUGAUCGAUCUCAACAAACAUUUCCAUUUGAUUUGGCUCAGUAUCUGUAUCCCUUUACCAGGAUUCUGAGGGCCUUGAAUCAAAGAUUUGCAAAAAUAUUCGUAUUCAUGCCUUGUGAACAGCUGCACUCCUGGCAGAGUAAUUUAUAUUAUUUGGACUAAUGAUUCAAAAAUACUCAAUGUGCAUGUGUAUUACCUUAUCUUUAAGGGGAAACAAACUUGAGAUUAAACUAUUUUUAAGAAUGAGUGCCAAGCAUAAGCCUCUAGGAAUGAAUGAGGCUGACAAAAAAAGACAAAGUUCCUACAAUUAUGCUAAUUGGUUGGGCUGAAUCCUUCCUGUGGCUUCAUCAGGCAGGAAUUAAGAUGCUCAUGAAAAACAGUGUGUAUAAAAAGCAACUUUCAGAACAAAUAAUGUUGAUUCUAAGGGAUUGUAGACAAAAGGAGCUGACUGAAAAUAUGAAUGUGUGUGAAUUAUGGCCUAUUCAGGGUUGUAGGUUCUUUCUCUGAGUUUUUACUGUAAUUUAUUCUGUUUUUUAAUUUGUAUUUUUUUCUCUCAGCUCUAUUUACUUAAUUUAUUGAAUAUUUCAUAUCAUUGCACACAAUAACUCAUGCCUUUAUAAUUUCCAUAAUGAAUCUGAAUAUAUGACCAUCUUAUGAUGUUGAAACCAGAAAAGGUGAAGAAUUUUACUGUUACUUGUUUUGUGAAGAGACGGAUCAGUAUUGAAUACUGAUACGUUAUUAUGUAUUUCGGUUAAACCAACCGAUCAUUUAUCCUUCCGAACGCUUGCACAGAAGAUGUUGUAGAGGAGAAGUUACUUGGUCUUUUGUGUUUUGAAUUACUUGAAAGAAUGUUUGCUAGCCUGUCGGAUACAAAAGGUUUUUAAUAUGUGAUUUGCAUACAUGUAUCUUGGAAAGUGGUCAUUUCAGACUACAUUUUCAAUCAUGUAAGUGACUGAUAGGUUGCAUUAGAGGUAUUUUAGUUUGCAUUUACUGUGUUUUACAGACUAACACAGGAUGAAAGUUGUUGGUCAGGUAGUAUUAAGGAACCUAAAGUCUGACAGUGUAUCUCGGCCUCCUGUUGACGAGAAAUCAAACAAAAAUCUGAUUUUUAAUAUUGUAAUGAAAAUAUGAAUGUGUUUGAGAUUAGGGAAGAAAACCAUGUAAGGUGUUAGUGGAAUGUUUAGAUUUCUUUUUUUUUUUUUUAAGUAUUCCAUUUCUUUAGGAACUAAUAAGUGGAUGAACUAAAUUCCCAAAGGGGUUGAGUGUCAAAUGAAUUUCCCUUAAUAUUUUGCACACACCUCAAGAAAUCAUUGAUCAGCCACAUUGAUUUCUCUGGCAUAUAUUGACUUGAAUCAGAAUGCUGACCAACGCAGACAGGACAGAUUGUAAUAUUUCCGUGAAUGUUCAAUGAGAUCUCUCUGUAGGGUAGGCAUGGGAUUGGUAGGAGUGAUCAGACUUCCCUUUUCCCGAAACCUGUCAUUGCAAGAACACAGAACAAAAAAAAACAUCUAUGAUGAACAGAAAAAGAGGAAUAAUUCUUUCUGUUAUCUGCAUUUUAUGCCUUACUCCAUUACCAAGGUUUAUUGUUACCAAUGCAAGAAUGAUCUGAAAGAUGUAUGCUUCUAAAGACACCAAUAAAUCAUACUAAAACAUAUGCUGGGGAAAACACAACACUGUGUAUUUGUGGAUUAUCGGUGGACACGUCUCGCUGCCCUUAACAAGCCUCUGGGUUGCGGGUAAGAAGACGCCUGCAUCAGCUGCGUUAUUGAUAACGAAUUCACGAACUGCGACAUAUGGGAGUGUACAAUUUUGCUCAGUUCUCUGGAGAGACUUGAAUUUACGAAAACAAAACAACAGAGAGACACAAAUUGAUUUUCCGCGGAAUUAAAAGGAACUUCUUGGAUUCGUAAGGAUUUCUUCGAGACUUUUUUCUUCUUCUCGUCUUUGGGUGGGUUUGGGGUGGGGGACAGUAUGUGAAUGAUGGUUUGGGCUAUUGUUGUAUUCACCUGUGAAUAGGAAAUCGCUUGGGUCAGUGUUGGGGGUUGGGUGAACAGGAUGUGAUUUUGUAACAAGCAAAAAUGCCUGGUAGAACAUUUUUAGUUGCUUCAGGCAUCUUAUCUUUUGUAAAAUAACUGUGAACCUCUGUGUAAUUUCAUGUGUAUUAUAUGGACAAUGCACUAACUUCAAGUGGGGGGCGGAGUGAAGGGUGGGGUUACGACCCUUGAUCGUCAUCUUUUUACCACGCAUGUGUGUGUGAGUGUUUACGCUGAGUAUGAGUGUGUGGAUAAAACUGGGUAUUCAUGAGGAGCAAAGCAAAGGUGUAAGGUCAAGAGAUACACCAUUUGAUAGGAAACACUCCUGUAGUUGAUCCACUAAAAUUUCACAUUUUCAAUGCUUCAACACAACUGCAAAGACUACUGAGAGCUGAGCCUUAAAUAAGACAUCAUUUUUAUCAACAUGGAAUAUGGAUCAUAACAAACACUCAAAAACGAACAUGUCUUGUUUACCACAUCUUGACACUGAGAUGAAGACAGACUGCCACAGAUGGAAUAGUUAGCAGUCAUUGUUUGGCCACUUCACCAAUACAAUUGAUUUUUUUGUUCAAUUGAAUUGUAAAUUAUAAAUUUGUUUGGCAAGUGGAUUUUGAUAUUCAAGCUGCUCCUUUAAACAGCAAGUGAUAAGUUUAGUUGACAUUCAUUUUGAAACAGACAAAUAUGAGUUUAAUUAUUCUAACAAUGUAAUGAAUUUGUAAGCAAAACUGUUACAUAAUUUAUAUAAGGUUGAGGAAGUUGUAUCUAACAUACCUAUGUCUUCAUUUUUUUUUUGCCUUUCAUGUUAAUUAUUGAUAGUGCCUGAGUUGAUCACAAAAUUUUUUUCUGGUUAAUCGCAAAUAAAUGCCAAAUUAUAUUAUGAACGAUUAUGUGAUUUCAUAAUAUUAGCUCACUGAACUACAUAAAUCUUUAAAACUGCUUAGAUAUGACAAGCCACUCACACAGCUAACUAUUAUAAGAGCAAUAGACAGCACUUAUGUUCAUUGAAAUUUUAGUUGAGCAACUCGGGAGUUGUUUAUUUGUGAAUGCAUGAUGAAUGAAGGGGGUAAUGGAAAAACUGAGGAAAAAAAGAGAAAGAAACGUGAGUCGGCUUUCAGAUAUCUUGAUCUGUAAAUCAACAGGAUUUUUUUUUUCCAACAUGACAAUAAAAGUUUACUUUUGUUGCA
Molecule: messenger RNA, 6094 nt
Organism: Pimephales promelas (fathead minnow)
Lineage: Eukaryota; Metazoa; Chordata; Actinopteri; Cypriniformes; Leuciscidae
Gene: gpr173
Product: G protein-coupled receptor 173
Biological process (GO): G protein-coupled receptor signaling pathway
Cellular component (GO): plasma membrane
Molecular function (GO): G protein-coupled receptor activity
Source: RefSeq, a predicted model, not a curated record